Molecule: messenger RNA, 1219 nt
Organism: Fukomys damarensis (Damara mole-rat)
Lineage: Eukaryota; Metazoa; Chordata; Mammalia; Rodentia; Bathyergidae
Gene: Slc25a39
Product: solute carrier family 25 member 39
Exons: 10
Biological process (GO): mitochondrial transmembrane transport
Source: RefSeq, a predicted model, not a curated record
UCCUCGAGGGGGCCUCAGCCCUUUGUCUCCCCAGUGACACCCCUGGACGUGGUCAAGGUCCGCCUGCAGGCCCAGCGUCCCUCGGGGACUGGCGAGUUGCCCCAUCCCUCUCGGCUCUGGAGCGUCUCCUACACCAAAUGGAAGUGCCUGCUGUACUGCAAUGGCGUCCUCGAGCCCCUCUACCUGUGCCCCAAUGGCACCCGCUGCGGCCCCUGGCUCCAGGACCCCACUCGCUUCACAGGCACUGUGGACGCCUUUGUGAAGAUCGUGAGGCACGAGGGCCCCCGAACCCUGUGGAGCGGCCUCCCAGCCACUCUGGUGAUGACCGUGCCGGCCACUGCCAUCUACUUCACGGCCUACGACCAGCUGAAGGCCUUCCUGCAUCAGCAAGCCCUGGCCUCCGACCUGUGUGCGCCCAUGCUGGCCGGCGCGCUGGCCCGCUUGGGAACCGUGACUGUGGUCAGCCCCCUGGAGCUGCUGCGCACCAAGCUACAAGCCCAGCAUGUGUCCUACCGCGAGCUUGGCGCCUGUGUCCGCACCGCAGUGGCACAGGGUGGCUGGCGCUCAUUGUGGCUGGGCUGGGGCCCCACUGCGCUCCGUGACGUGCCCUUCUCAGCGCUGUACUGGUUCAACUAUGAGCUGCUGAAGAGUUGGCUGUGUGGCCCCCACACCCGGGACCAGACGUCUGUGGGCAUCAGCUUUGUGGCCGGCGGCAUCUCAGGGACCGUGGCUGCCGCCCUCACCCUGCCCUUUGACGUAGUGAAGACACAACGGCAGGUGGCGCUGGGAGCUGUGGAGGCUGUGAGAGUACUGCCACCCAGGGCUGACUCUGUCUGGCUGCUGCUUCGGAGGAUCCGGGCCGAGUCGGGCACCAGGGGCCUCUUUGCAGGCUUCCUCCCCAGGGUCAUCAAGGCUGCGCCUUCCUGUGCCAUCAUGAUCAGCACCUACGAGUUCGGCACAAGCUUCUUUCAGAGGCUUGACCGGGAGCCACUGCCGAGCCGCUGAGGGGCCGAGUGUUGGGCCAGUGCCUUCCCCGCCCACGCAGGGCUCCCCGCUUCCCAGGCCUUCCCGGGCCGGCCGUGCACCAUCAAGCUCCAGACCCAACCUUCCCGCCCCUCCCACACCCCUGUAUGUCUGCUGCCCCGGCCCCAGGAGCCCACAGCCCCCCAUCCCUGCGUUUGCCUGUGCAUUCCCUGUCCAAAGAUGAUGGUCAACUUCC